This is a messenger RNA of Diorhabda carinulata, 8468 nucleotides long. RefSeq names its product protein fem-1 homolog CG6966. The record is from RefSeq and is a predicted model, not a curated record. NCBI's taxonomy places the organism in Eukaryota, Metazoa, Arthropoda, Insecta, Coleoptera, Chrysomelidae. Bases 202 to 2100 code for a protein of 632 amino acids. The transcript has 9 exons. Gene Ontology annotation, molecular function: protein binding.
GAGGAGUUUGUAUUGAAGUUUAUCUCUUGUUUUGUUCCAUUGCGAGAUCUACGCGUGAACGUGAAUCGUAUCGGUUUCGUUAGUGUUCCUUGUCAAAUCAGCUGAGGUGGUAGCCUGCUAGAGUGACAAUGAAAGUUUAGGGAAUAAAAGAUUAUUAUUAGUGCGAUUUCCGUGAUUUUUUAGUGAAAAGUGACAAAAAGAAUGGAUUAUAAAGUCGUAGUCUAUAAUGCUGCCCGUGAUGGCAACUUGAACAGACUUAAGAUAUAUCUGCAUUGCAAUAAAGGGAAAGACGAGGUGUACAUGCUGGUGGGAGCGAAGACUGCGGGGGCUACCCCAUUAGUUAUAGCUUGCCGGAAUGGACACUAUGAUGUAGCAGAAUAUUUGAUAGAAAAAUGCCAUGCUGAUCUAGAACAACCUGGUUCCGUAAUAUUUGACGGUGAAACCAUCGAAGGCGCUCCACCGUUAUGGUGUGCAGCAGCAGCAGGUCACCUUCAUAUAGUGAAACUUUUGAUUAGUCACGGUGCCAAAGUCAACACUACUACACGUACCAACUCCACUCCUCUUCGAGCAGCUUGCUUCGAUGGUCACCUCGAUAUCGUCAAGUACCUUAUUCAACAUGAUGCUGACAUAGAAGUGGCUAAUAGGCAUGGACAUACUUGUCUAAUGAUCGCUUGUUAUAAAGGACACAUCAGCAUAGCUAAAUAUUUGCUCAGCAUAGGGGCCAGUGUUAAUAGAAAAAGUGUUAAAGGAAAUACAGCGUUGCAUGAUUGUGCAGAAUCCGGAAGCUUGGAAAUUUUGAAAUUACUGCUAGAACACGGAGCAAAAAUGGACGUAGAUUCUUAUGGAAUGACACCAUUGAUGGCUGCCGCAGUAACAGGACAUAAUCAUAUAGUAGAAUAUUUAAUACAAAUUCCAAAUUUGGUCAAUAGAAAAGAAAGAAUUGAUGCUAUAGAAUUAUUAGGUGCAACUUGUGUUGAUAAGAAACGUGAUAUGAUAGGUGCUUUAGAAUUAUGGAAAAUAGCAUUAUUGGAAAGGUACUUUUAUGAUCCAAAACACCCUAUCCCAAAACCAAGUUCUCAAAAAGUAGCAGCUUAUGAUAAUGUUAUUGAAGUUGAUGACAUCGACAACUUGGACGAUCUCCUAGCUGAUCCCGAUCAGAUGAGAAUGCAAGCACUAGUAAUGAGAGAAAGAAUACUUGGACCAGCCCAUCCUGAUACUAGUUACUAUAUUCGUUACAGAGGGGCAGUAUACGCCGACGCAGGUAAAUUCAACCGAUGCAUCGAACUAUGGAACUAUGCUCUAGAUAUGCAACAAUCAAUGCUGGAAAGAUUGAAUCCGAUGACACAAAGUAGUCUUUUCAGUUUUACGGAACUGUUCUCUUUUAUGAUGUGUGAAGAAGGUAAACAUAGAGGAACAAGAGGCAGAAUUGUUCCGUCUGUAGACGUAAUUGAAAUUUUGAGGGUGUUUAAAAAGGCUGUUAGAGAAGUGGAAUUAGGAAAUUUAACCAUAGAAAGAUUGUCUAAUUGCAAAGGAGAUUUGAAUUAUCUAACUAGAGUAAUGGUUAUUACUCUCCAUUUAGCGUGUUUGUUGACUAAACUUUUAGAUCACCGUACCAGCAGCGAAGAAGUUACCAGGAACAUUUAUCAAGUGAUAUACCAAUUGGUGAAAUUGAAAGUUAGAGCUAGAUCUGGAAGAACCAUAUUACAUUUAGCUUGUUGUAAAGAAGUUGCAAUUUUGGGAAGAUAUCCCGCUUGUCAAUUCCCAUCAUCACAUCUGGCCGAGGUAUUACUUAAAGUAGGCGCCGAUCCUAAUAUAAAAGACGACGAUGGGAACACUCCUCUUCAUUUAACUGCUAUGACGAAACCUUGUCCGUCAUCAGUAGUUCAAGUGCUACUCGCUAACGGCGCCCACAUCGAUACCGUGAACAACGCAGGUGAAACCUUCGUUGAUCUUCUGAAAGGUCAACCUGUGCAUCAAUUAGUUAAUACGGCUAAAUAUACGAGACUGAGUUGCGCAGCAGCGCGAGUGAUAAGACAGUUCAAAAUACCAUAUAGAGGUAAUGUACCUCCUAAAUUAGAGUCCUUUAUAGCGUGCCACUGAUUUCAAUAAAUUUAAUUGUGAUUUAUGUAAGUUUUUCCUUUUUUUAAAUGUCUGUAACAUGUGAAUUUUAUCUGAUUUAAGAUUCUUUGUAUUUGUAAAAUGACAUUUUGUUGUUCAAAAACCAAACGCGAUUUCAGAAAAAAUGCAGAAUAUGAAUAAUGCUUUUUUAUUAUUAUUGUUUAGAGAAAAAAUAAUUAAAUCAGAGUUAAUUUUUUCCUAUCAUAUAUUUUUCACGUUUCAACUAAAUAAGUGAUUUAGGAAAUAAGUUAUUACUAUCAUUAAAACAAGUUUAGUGUUCAAUAUAUUUUUAUAAUAAUUGCUCUCGAUUUUUCUCCGGCCGUUCUUUACUCUCUAAUAAUUAUUUUUUUUUUCUUAUGAGAAAACAUUGAAAUUUGGUUCUGAUAGAGAUUUUGAACUAUUCUCCCAUGCUCUUUCUUGAGAUGGAAAACGUGGAUCUUGCACAUUGAUUAUCCUCUCGAGGGAUUUUGCCAUAUACAAGAUUUCUUUCGAAUUAAAUAAGUAUCUUGGAAGGUUCUCAGAAAAGAGUUUUGGUGUGUCAUAAGCCGGUUGUUAAAAGUCACCUUUUUACCUACUAGACUAGUCUCGCCUCUCAUUUCCCUGAACACGAGAGUAUCUAGGGUCUCUAACAAAAUUGAUAUAAUUAUUCGUCGAUUGCUUUUGAAGCUGCUCCAUCUAGUUUUGUACUACCUUACGAGGUAACAACUGCGAACUCGAGAGCUUUCCUAUUGUCACAGCAGAUAUAAUUGUGUAUGUUCUAUAUUUUGCAAAUUGCAUUUAUUUUUUCUUGGAAGAUUGUGGCUAUGAGACCGAGCCUUGGAGUCUCCUCCGUUUUUGGCCCAUCGCUACAAAAAGGUUCUUCUGUUCUUAAUUGUGUAACAGACCCAUCUGUGUACCAAACGGGUCCUUUCGGGCUAAGGAAAUUAGGAGAGUCAUAUUCCUAGUACGACCUCUCAGGACAGAUGACUUAAAUUUGGUUUUGAAAUUUUGGGGACGACGAUCACACCCUAUGGCUUGUAUCUUAUUUCUUAUUAUUUUAGGACUUUGACCAGAAACCUUAUCCAUUAAGCUCAACCACAAAUUGUCAAUAAUCAUCGUCCAUCCUUUUUUCACAUGGACCACAAGUUAAGUAGUUACCAACUUCGAUCUUUAGACUUAAGGGAUUAAUUCUAAGGGCGCCCCGCUCUUUGUUCCACCAGGUCACUGGUUCUUACAAACUCUACUGUUAAGAGGGCAAUCAGCUUCAUAGGCUUGCAUGAUUGCGUCUUGCACUCUGAAGAUGCACCAGUCAGUGACCCUUGGAAUCCUAUAGGACUCAGGUCACUGAAUGGAAUUACUCUUCAGGAGAAGAUAAUUUGACAUUGGCCUAAGAUUGUGUCCUUGGAACAAACCUGUCAGAUAGAGACUACUUUCGACAGCCCAAAGUCAGAUCGUUAACCUCCUGUUUUCAAGGGAGGCCUUGAAACGUAUUCGAGAAGAGUCGAUGUUAUUUUUUUGGUAUAGGAGCUGCAGUAAUUAAUUAAGACCCUUACCUUUUCUGGGUGGGACCUCUUCCUGAUCAUAAGGGAAAUAAUCAGGUCUUACCAUUUGUCUGGUUUUUGUCCCUCCGACCAAAAACCACUACAACUGCCAGGUCUCUGGUACACAGUUGGAAGAUCUUGAUCAGCCGCAGUUUCCUUUUGAUGAACAAGCUGGAUCUUGGUCCAAAAGGUUAAUUGUCGUGAAAAAUUUGUCUACAUUUGACUUCUAACCCUCUGACUGGUCACAUUAAUUCAGUGCUCAUGUAUCAGAUAUAUAUAUUGGUCCGCAACCUUAAUAGGCUUCUACUAUAGACACCUGAGGCGACUUGGCUUGGACAGUUGUGGGGAUAUGAGGACCCAAUGACCAUGUUACUGGUCAUUUAUGGAUAUACCCUUACCAUUUUUCCCUGGUGGGGGUAUAAAUGAGGAAGAUCCGGCCGUGUAACGAAGUCAGGGCAGAUUUUUCUUAUAAUAAUUACAAAAAUUUUAUCAAAUUUAAGUUGUAUUGAACAAUAAAAUCAUUACCAUUAUACAUAUUUUUCUUAAUUUUAUAGUGGAUAACAAAUAUUGACAAAUCAUAUUCAUUCUUGUAUUUUUUUCUGAAAUAUUGGUUGAUUAUUUAUCAUUGCACCAACAGUUGAUAUUUACUAAAGAGGUUUAUUUGAAGAAGACUCUCCUAUAAUUGUCCUUUAAAACUUGACUAGACAUAUAAAAAUAAUUUGAAAUCAGAAUGGCCAUGUUUUGUAUUUUGUUACAAGGACUAUGAAGUUAAAGUGCAUAUAACUGUUAAAUAGAGCAAGGUUCAGAAUUUCUUAGUUUCUAGGCUAUUUGAAUGUUUCAGUGAAAUGUAUAUUUUGCUGAGCAAGAGUUUCAACAUAUAUAUAUUAUUGUUUAGAAGUUUCAUUAUUGAAAUAGAAAAAUAAAUUUUAAUUUGAAAGUUUAGGAUUGUUUGGUAACAAUUUUAUUACAGUACACUUAAUGAAGGCUACAUUCUAAUAUAAAUGAUAUCGCAUUAAAGUAGAAGUGUAAUUGAAGAAAACUUCAAAAUCUUUACGUUCCUAAAAAGGACAUAACUUUGUAAAAUAGGAAAAAACUUGAAGCAGACGUUAAUAGUGAGUCACACAACUAUAACCAUUUAAAAUAAUCGUGAGUCCAUAAGAAACUUUUCUGCCAUAAAAACUAUGCAUUCAACCCCUCAAACAAACAGUGACAAUCGAUAUGAAAAUUCAAAGACAUCACUCUACCCCAUCUGUGACUCUCAAGGUGGUCCGAAUGAACCCCUAGGUGUCAAUUGGAGAACUCGACAGUGGUUUAAGCAAAUUUCCAUUGUUGUUUGGGAAAAUGGUUGAAAUGCAGUAGCAGGUGGUCCAUUGAGCCAGUGAUAUUUUGAAAGUGAUCCACGAGGAAAAAAGUUUGAAUCCUCUAGUCUACACAAGUAACACUAGUAGCAAAUUCAAAUACUGUUGCCACUUAAUGAAAAAAUAAGUUCAUUCAAUUACAUUGAAAUUAGCCUCUGUUAAUAUUCAUGUUAUCCGUAUUUCACUUAUAUGAGCCUCAAGGCUCAAACGCUAAGUUGCUAAAAUCGAAUGCACUACUCAGAGAUUUUGAAUUGCAAAUUGCUAAUAUUUGUUUUCGAUUUUUUUACAAUACGCCCUAAAGAAACUAGUGAAGCAUUUGAAUCGAAAAAAUGUGAUAUAAUUGUACUAUGUAAAAAAAUAUGCACAGAUAUCGGCAAAUAUUUUUGACUGUCUGUCUGUUGAUAUUCUUAUAAGUAAAUUAUUAAAAAAAUCGUACAAAAAUACUGAAUGUUUAAAGUUUAGAACAAUAUUAGGUCUCCUUAGAGUUUCUAAAGGUCCUCAUAUUUUAUUUCAAAUAAUAACGAAUCACUGAAAAAAUCUUUACUUUUGAUGAUCUUUGUAUUAUUGCAAAGUCAAACCUAAAAUGGGAGGCUUAUAUCUCACAUUUAGUAGCAAACUGUAAAUUUUUUUGUACAUGCAAUGCAGGAAGCAUUUUAAGAUCAGACCUCUGAUACAGGUCUACACAUCAUUCAUAUGAUCUAAAUUUUAAUAUCGGUUGUUUUGAAAUCAAACUUCAAAACUUCAGCUUACGACUCUCAAAGAACGCCACACACGUACCACAAAUUAUCAUGAUUAUUCUAACAUAAAUAUCCUCAAUUCUUCCUCCACGAAUCAUAUAUGGGGUCAUUUCAGGAAGAUUUUCAAGGUAAAAUGUGUCCAAGAAAGAUCUUUCUUAGAAACUGUUCUUUAUUUCCAAAAUCAUGAGGUAGUAUUAUUGUUUAAAAAUAGGCUAGCCAUUAACAGUGACCUUCAUGUAGAGCGUAACUAUCUUUUUCAAACAAUAUUCUUUUUAUGAAAAAAUCUAUUGAUUUUUGUGUAUUAUAUUUUAGGGAUAAAAACACUACCCAGUAGUCUCAACUAUACAAAACAUCUGAUGAUGUAAAAUAAAAAUAAUUCAUUGGUGUAUUUAUAUAUAAUUUGUAAGCGACAGAAAAUUAGGAUAAAUAACAUAUAUUGUGUGUUUUGCUCUACUGUGAUUUACUCAAUUUUGAAAGAAGGAAUGAAGCACAGUAAAGGUCAUCACCACUAUAGUUUAAAAAAAUUCUAACCUGUAAUCAAAAUAAUCUGUAAAUAUUUCUUAUAAAAUGGUAUGGAUGAGCUAAAAAAUAUAGUUUAAAAUACUGUUGACAGAUCCCACACUGAUAUAUGCUUAUAUAUCGAUUUUUUAUAAACAUUUGGAAAAUAUCUGUCAUUAUUAGUUGAGGUCUUUGACCGGCCACUUUACAGUGAUCAGUUUCUUCAAAGCGACUAUUAUUUACAAAUUGAUUUGGUGCUUCUUUUUCCUGUUUGGUUAUUACAUUUCAAACAUGUAAUCAAACCAUUGUAAAUAAAAAAACUAAUUCAUUAUUGUCAUAAUUCAUAGCAACAAUGGGGCUUUUACACAUAUAAUAUAAAGCAGAGAUACACAAUAGAGCAAAAAAAUACAUUUUUUAUAUUUUUAUAUUCAUCUCUAAUUUAGUUACUAAGGCGUUACGUCUCUUUUCAAUAGAUAGUAUAAAUGUAACAUCAAUAUGUAAAAUUUAACCAAAAGUUAGAACGUAGCUUCUAAAUUUAUGUUGUCACUUAUUGCCAUUUAAAUCUAAAGUACUUCAUUGUCUUUGUGGAAUUUUGCCAUCAAUAUUUAACUAACUUCCAAUUAAUCUAUUCAGUUGAAAUUUCGCAAAAAGUAUGACGAACCAGCGGUUAGAUACAGUGUGAAUGAAAAUGCAUUAUUCAACUUUCAUAAAUUUUUUAUUUCAUUAAUAUAAUUUCAAGAAAUUUCAAGAAAAAGAUUCGUGAAAUUUUAUGAAUUCACAAGUUUUAUAUAAUGAUUUUUCAUAUAAAAAUUUUAAUAUGGAUUAUAUCUUUUUUAGAACCCAGAGGUCGUUUAAUUUCUGAUGGGGAAAAAUUUAAAUCUACUCCUAAUCUUCCAGUGGAAUUUUUUAUUAAUUUUGAAUUAUGUUAAUUUAAAAAAUACUUUACUUCCCUAAAACUCAAAAAAUAUAACAAUUGUGUUGGUGCUGAAUUGUGGAGAAAUAUAUAGAAAAAACAGUUUGCUAAACAAAUCUUUCAAAAUUAGUACAUAGGUAUAUGACGGCCCAUUCAUAAAUUGUCACAUAUCAAAAGAGGAGAAAGGACUAAUGAAGUGUGACAUUGUGUUACAAUUAGUCUGUCAUCGAAACAACAAAAACUAAUUUUUAAAGUGCUGAAAAAUUCAUGGUAUGCUAGUAAAUCAUGUACAAAAGAAUAAAAUACGAAAAAAUGAUUAAAAAACUGAAAUAAUUUCAAGUUACGUUCAGUAGUGUAUUUCUUGUUCCUUAUGGUUAUAUUACAUACAAAUACAUCAAGGACAAUGCAAAUCCGGGAGGAACUUGUUUUAUAUAUAUUUUAUUAUUACAAAUGAUUAACACAAUACAAUACAAAUGUGAUUUUAUAAGAGAUAAAUAUUUGACAAUAUCUUUUGUCACUGGACACUUUAUUUUGUUAUAUAACAAUGAUACCUAUUCUGUUUGAUUUGUGAAUUUAUUUAAACAUAUAUUAAUAUUUUUCAAUGAUAUACAAAAUAAAUCAAAUAAGCAAACUCUGGUUGCUUAGAAAAGAUAAUUAAAAAUAAUCUAAAAAGUAUAAAGGGUGUCUAAUAACUAGUGGUUCAUAUACCUGAAACUAGAGAAAUGUGAAACGGAACUAGGUUGAUUAAUGUGUAGUAAAGAUUUUUUCAGAAAUUAUUAGUUUAAAAAAUGAUGGGAACCAAAAUUUUAGGAGAACACAUUGGUGUUAGUGUUUUAUUGAAUACAUAGCAUUCAAUCGAAUUCUUAGACUAAUCAGACUCUGUAGUGUGUUUCUAGUUAAAUCUAUAGAAUCGACAUUAUAUUUGAAAAAAGUUAGUUUAAAUUUAGCUAAAUGAAUGUUAGUAUGUUAUCAAUACACAGAAAUAUCGUUUGUUUCUAAUUUUUUCAAAUAUUUUUGCUGAUAAAUAUUCUUGAUUUUAGGUAUUUUUAAUUGUAAUAACUUUGAAUAGAUAUAUCUUUAAUGUUUCUAUCUAUUUGAAAAGCAAUUACAAUUGAAUGAGACCUCAAAUUGAGACAAUAUAUCAGCAAUAUAAUUAUUUGUGUGUGUAUGUGUGUGCUUAUGUAUUUUUCUGGAAACAAGCGAACGAUGUUUUUGUUUAAGAUAGUUUUACUUAAAAAAAAAGUGUGAUUCAAUGAGUGCUGAGUAUUUACAUCUAUAUUAGCUAUAUGAAUUUUGUUAUAUAUUAAAUAAAAUAUUACAACUA